CAAACAACUUAGAAGAAUGCUGAAAAGAAAAAUUGAAAGACGGAAGGAGUAUGUGAAUGCAUUCUCUAUGAACCUUCGUGACAUUCGCGACUGAUCGAGUGAGUAUGGCUUAAUACCUCACGAUGUUCGCUCUCCAAAUCCACUCCGUCGAAUUUCCUCAACCGCUUUCCGCCGCCACAUCGGCCGCCUGCGUCUCAAAUCCCCCAGACAAUUUUGGCAGCCUGAACCCUUUGGAGCAACGGGGCGUUGCGCACCUCUUCCGACACCUUCCCCCGUCGGCAUCCGCCACCUACGCCACCGCGCUCACCGGUAUCGCUAACCCGACCGCCCGCACGACCGCCCUAUUUGUCGUUGCUGUUCCUAGUAGCUUAUCAGCCGCUGACUUUCUCCUCUUUUGUGGGUCCCAUGUCGAGCAAUUCACAGGAGUCCUCUUCCUCAGGAAUGAUGUAAUGGAGGAUAGAUUUAGUGUGUUGAUAACAUUGGUGAAUCAAUUAGCUGCAGAUGGAUUCUAUUGUAAUUACAAUGGUAGAAGAUUUAAGCAGACAGAGCGUGAGGUUUGCCACAUUUAUUUUACUCAAUCAGUGGAAUGCACAGAAUCAGCAGAAAUAGCCAGCACACCUCCGCCGGGUUAUACUGAAUUGCCCACUUGUCCAGUUUGUCUUGAAAGACUGGACCAAGAGACAAGUGGAAUACAGACUACAUUUUGCGACCAUUCAUUUCAAUGUUCUUGUGUUUCAAAAUGGACCUACUCUUCAUGCCAGGUCUGUCGACUUUGUCAGAAGCAGGAUGAGAGACCAACCUGUUCUGUAUGUGAAACACCCACGAACCUCUGGGUCUGCUUGAUUUGUGGCUUUGUUGGAUGUGGAAGAUAUGUAGAAGGGCAUGCCAUCAGACAUUGGAGGGAUACACAGCAUCACUAUUCUCUAGAACUAGAGAAACAGCAAAUCUGGGAUUAUGUAGGGGACAAAUAUGUUCAGCGAUUGAAUCAAUUGAAGACUGAUGGCAAGCCAGUCACUAUGACUUCUCCCUGUGUUGCAUCUGACAAUGAAUCCGGUGUUACUGGGUAUGAUCAGGAUCCAGGUCUCAGUGGUGCCUUAUAUAGCAGCAAAGUUGAAGCGGUAAUUACUUAUUGAGAAAAUUUGUUGCAAAUAAACCCUUCUCUGGCUGAAUUUGAAAUAAUUAUCCCAUCUUGGGAAACUUCACAAAAGAAUCCCAACUUUUUAGCAAGCAGGCUGCCAACAAUACGCGCAAGCCAAUGGGAUGAAGGUUGCUGUUAGAAAUUGAUGGUGUGGCAACAAUUUUUCUUCACCACCUAACAACAAAAAAUUGACACGUAUUUCAUAUAUUCCCCUUGGUCUCUAACAUAGUUAAGCUUGGCUCAACUGGCCUAGGAUGAUUACUCAUUACAGCAGUUGCAUCUUUUCCUGCCUG
Cuscuta campestris is the source of this 1431-nucleotide messenger RNA. The record is from the annotation of a GenBank genome assembly. Lineage: Eukaryota; Viridiplantae; Streptophyta; Magnoliopsida; Solanales; Convolvulaceae.